AUGGUAGUGGUGUGGAAGCAGGCUUUCUUACGCCACAAGGAAGAGUUCGAACCAGCGCAUGCCGAGCUCCUUCUUCCGGGUGGAGUAAUGGGGUCAUUCAACUUCGGCAUCAAGAACUAUUCCUGGUGGCUACAAAGAAACCAAGACCUAGGCGCAAUCGAUACUCGAGCGUGGACAUUCCAAGAGCUGCUAGCGCGAAACCUGAUAUAUUUUGGGGAUGAUGACAUCACAUACAUGUGUCGCAAUACAUCUAAAGGACUAAUUAUCGAUUACGACGGAGUGUUUACGAAGCGUGUCGAAAGAAACGAUCCCGAACUCGACUGCUUCGCGACUGUAACAAGCCACCACCUCGAGCGAUCGGACUUUGAUUCCCCAGCGACUUUCACCCCACAAAACUGGGCAAGUCUUGUCGAAAAAUACAGCGCCCGGAACCUGAGCAACCGCGAAGACCGCUUGCCUGCUCUCGCUGGUAUAGCAGCGAAAUUCGCGGCCGCCUGGCCCGGCGAUUACAAAGCAGGUCUUUGGCAGCGUCAUCUGGUCAGACACCUUGGCUAG
Messenger RNA from Glarea lozoyensis ATCC 20868, 555 nucleotides. RefSeq lists its product as uncharacterized. Bases 1 to 555 code for a protein of 184 amino acids. NCBI's taxonomy places the organism in Eukaryota, Fungi, Ascomycota, Leotiomycetes, Helotiales, Helotiaceae. The transcript has a single exon. The record is from RefSeq and is a predicted model, not a curated record.